This is a messenger RNA of Brassicogethes aeneus, 499 nucleotides long. The record is from the annotation of a GenBank genome assembly. Lineage: Eukaryota; Metazoa; Arthropoda; Insecta; Coleoptera; Nitidulidae.
AUUUGAAGUAAACGUCAAUUAAACAUAAAACUUCCAUUUAUAUUUUCAUUCAAAGCAAAAUUUCAGUUAAAUCAUGGAUUACGAAAAAUUAAGGUACUCAUGGAGAAAUCCGCUGGUACCAACGUUCAUGCAACCAACUCCCCGUAAUCCAUUUUCACUCAAGUUUCACAUGUCCUACCCCGAAGUGGUUCCGAUAGUGAUCAUUUGCAUCCUCGACAUGUCCUGGAUGGUCUUCAGCAGCAUUUACGCCUUCAAAAGAACCGAAGUUUUGAUGUUUAAUUGUCAACAAAAAGAGGAGGAGAUGUACGAUCUCUUGAUCCAUCCGUACAACAGGAAAUUUUACACGGAGAGUCAAACGUUUUGCCCCCAACAGAGUCUGUACGACACCUACAUGGAAAUGAUGCAAGCUCAGGAGAAGAGGGACCAAGAUUGUCCCAAGACGAAAAAAGCGCAGUGUAACCCCUUUGACGCACCAGAAGGUGACGAAAAGUAAACUCAU